UAUCUUCCAAGUAGUGAAUGUGACCACAUAAACACUUCGAGUACUAGGUUCCUUGGCUUUUGGCACCAGUAAGUGUAGUCUGAAUUCCAUGGCAGUUUUGAGGAGCAUUUCCUUAGGAAAUUCAGCUCCAUCUUCCUCAGAAACACUGUUUUUUCAUAAGGCUGCCAAAAUUACACCAAGAUUAGUAACACUUGGUCUCAUCACCAAUGCUGCUGCCUCCUCAGGCUCUGGCAUCGAGUAUACAGAGCAACUUACUGGAGCAAAGCCUACUCCAAAAAGGCGUAAAAUAGCUGGGAUUGAUCAACAUGAAUUACUUGAACCAGCACUUUUAGCGGACUCUGAUAGUUGUUUUUACGAGUUUAAGGGGUUGCAGAUUCAUUACAAGGUGUGUCACACAGAAUCAGAAGCCAUGCCAGAUGAGACAAGUUCUCAGUUGCCCUACAAGAUGAUAAAACUUGGUAUUCCUAUGAUCCUGUUACAUGGAUUCGGAGCCUCACUUUUCUCAUGGAAUCGAGUUAUGAAGCCUCUGGCUCAACUCAGUUUUUCAAGAGUUCUUGCCUUUGAUAGACCAGCCUUUGGCUUGACAUCAAGAGUGAAUCCGUUUGAACAAUUGUCUCCUAGUCAGAAGGAUACAAAACCCUUAAAUCCUUAUUCAACCAUGUUUUCAGCACUGGCAACGUUGAAUUUUAUCGACUUCUUAAAAUCCGAUAAAGCAAUUAUAUUCGGGCACUCAGCUGGUGCACUUGUUGCUGUUCAAGCAUACCUUGAAGCUCCUGACCGCGUUGCUGCUUUAAUUCUUGUCGCCCCCGCCAUUCUAGCCCCCCCCUUCCAACAGAAGAUUGACCCAAAAAUUCAAUCUACAGCAGAUGAACAGACUCAAAGGGACACCUCAAAUUCAGAAGUUCCUUCAAAUCUACUUAAUAGGAUCUGCAACGUUCUGUCAAAGAUAUAUAGAUAUAUUGCACAAGCAAUAUCCUUUGUGGUGAAAAGAGUGGUUGAUUUCUUCAAAUCUCUGUAUAAGAAAGCAUUAGUAGCACUCCUACGAUCCACCAUUGGCGUGAUAUUGAUAAGGAUUGUAAUAGAUAAGUUCGGUGAACUUGCUGUUAAAAAUUCUUGGCACGAUUCAAAGAAAAUCACGGAUCAUGAUCUAUAUGGUUAUAAAAAGCCACUGAGAGCAAAGGGCUGGGAGAAGGCACUUCUUGAAUUUACAGCAGCAACUCUUGCUGAUUCUGCAUCUGAAUCCAAACCAGUAUCUGCAAGACUGAAUGAAAUUUCAUGUCCAGUUCUCAUUCUGACCGGAGAUAAUGACCGGCUUGUCCCUGCUUGGAAUGCCAAGAGACUGUCCCAAAGCAUACCAGGAUCUUGCUUUGAAGUAAUCAAGAAUUGUGGCCACUUGCCACAUGAAGAAACACCAGAUGAAUUUUUGUCUGCAGUUGCUAAUUUCCUGUACAACACUUUUGGUGAUUUACAAGCUCAACCAGUUUAAGCAAUAACUUGAGUUGGUUUCUUUAUUAUACACCAGUUGCAUAUGCAAAGCUCUUUGCCUUGGACUAAACUCAAAAAACAUAUGAUGGGUGAGGUUCCCUGACAUACAGGCUACAACAUAUUAUCUGGCAGUUUAUUUCGCGGAAUGCCUUUAACUCUAAAUAUUUUUUAUGUGAAUACGGAGGACUACAGUGUCAUCCAGCGGAAAACUCAUUCAACAUAUUUUUUUUGGUCAGUAGCAUGCUACUAAUUCUGGACAUAAUGUAUGUAGCUAAAAUUUUUGUAAGGGAUUGGCAUGGUUGUCGCAUUAUCGACAUACCAAUGAAUCCAAUUUACAGCUGAUGUAACGAUGUUGGUAUAAGUUGCAACUGC
Daucus carota subsp. sativus is the source of this 1857-nucleotide messenger RNA. RefSeq lists its product as uncharacterized. Gene Ontology annotation, cellular component: chloroplast envelope. Gene Ontology annotation, molecular function: catalytic activity. The transcript is spliced from 6 exons. The coding region runs from base 89 to 1486 and encodes 465 amino acids. The record is from RefSeq and is a predicted model, not a curated record. NCBI's taxonomy places the organism in Eukaryota, Viridiplantae, Streptophyta, Magnoliopsida, Apiales, Apiaceae.